CUCGUUUUCAUUCUACCCAUGAUGACCCGCGCGCGUCUGCUUGGAUCGAGCCGCCAUGUUGUCGGUGUGAAAGCUAGGGAGCAGCUGCGAACCGGGGCUGAAAUCCGUCACCAUCCGCAUCCUCCACCUUCUCUGGUGGAAUGAGCGUAGCGUGUGUGUUGAAGAGGAAAGCUGUGCUCUGGCAGGAUUCGUUCAGCCCCCACCUGAGACUGCCUCCCCCUGACAGGCCAAUACCUAGCAUGCCUGUGGUGCUGAGUGCUGCGGGCCACACCCCCCAACCUGGCCCUUCUCCGCAGGCUCCUCCCCCUACACAGGGAGCCGGCCGCUCUCAAGAUGAUGCCAUGGUGGACUACUUUUUCCAACGACAGCAUGGUGACCAGCCCGGCUACAACAAUUGCAAACACCGCUGGCCGACCGGUGACAACAUGCAUGCGGACAACCAGGUACGAUCGAUGGAUGAGCUCAACCAUGAUUUCCAGGCACUUGCGCUGGAAGGCCGAGCAAUGGGAGAGCAGCUCCUUACCGGGAAGAAGUUUUGGGAAACGGAUGAAUCAGGGAAAGACGGACCAAAAGGGAUCUUUCUGGACCAGUGGAGGGAUAGUGCUUGGGGAACCUCUGAUCAUUCAGUUUCCCAGCCAAUCAUGGUGCAGCGUCGACCGGGUCAAGGCUUCCACGGUGUCGGAGAGGCUGGAUCCGUACUGUCUCCACGAUCCGAGAGCGGUGGAUUAGGAGUUUCUAUGGUGGAAUAUGUUUUAAGCUCAUCACCUGCUGAGAAAAUGGAUUCUUGUCUACGCAAAGGAGCCUUCGGUCCAAGAGAUUCUGAAGCUGAUGACCCUGAGAAAAGGGUGGAACCAAAACCCAAAACAACAUUUGACCCUGAGAGGAAGGAACUAAAGGAGACAGAGCCGGAUGUUUUGGAUAACCCAAACGGACUGCCCAAUCAGAACGGACUCGAUGUGGACAUCAAGGAUUUCGGUCGUAAUCCUGGUAACUGCCCUCCGCUUGGUGCAGAGGUGGAGUUGGGUGGACCAGAACUGGCUGGUGUUGUCGGCCCAAAACCAGCAGAGGAGUUCUCAAAUGUUGAAACCCAGAAUGUGACCCUGGACCCCAUGGAAUCCGUUUCCAUGGAGACUUUGCAGUUUGAUUACACUGGAGGCCAGCUGCCUCUUGACUCCACAGCUGCUACUGUUGGCCUGUUUGACUACAAUUCUCCUCAGCAGCUGUUUCAGAGAAACAGCGCUCUGGCAGUGCAGCAGCUCACCGCAGCCCAACAGCAGCAGCAGUACGCUCUCGCCGCAGCUCAACAACAACACAUCGGUUUGGCCCAGGCUGCAUUUGUACCAAACCCUUAUAUUAUCAGUGCGGCUCCACCCGGCACCGACCCGUACGCUGCUGGACUCGCCGCUGCUGCCACACUUGGUCCAGCCGUGAUGCCCCCUCCAUACUAUGGUGUGACUCCAUGGGGUGUGUACCCUGCCAAUCUGUUCCAGCAGCAGGCCGCCACCCCAUCCAACUCUGCCAACCAGCAGUCAGCUGCACAGAAUCAGCAGAACCAACAGCAAGUGAUGCGUGCAGGUGGUAAUCAAAGACCAUUGACUCCUAGCCAGGGACAACAGGGUCAGCAGACAGAGCAGCUUGUAGCUGCAGCAGCUGUGAACUCAGCGUUAGCUUUCGGGCAGGGUCUUGCAGCUGGGGUACCUGGCUACCCAAUGUUGGCCCCAGCUGCGUAUUAUGACCCGACAGGAGCUCUUGUGGUAAAUACAGGGGGUCGUGGUGGCCCAGUUCGACUUAUGGCCCCAGCAUCAGUUAUCAUCAGCCCAUCAGCAGUUGCGGCCGCUGCUGCCUCUGCAGGUGGGGCUAAUGCAGGUCUUGGAGGUGGAGCUAGCGGGGCUUUUCGUGCAUUGAGUUCUCAGCAAGGGCCUGGACAGCAAGGAAGUGGUGCUUUGGGCGGGAGCUCUUUUUAUGGGAGUGGCUCCCCAAACUCAUCCUCACAAAGCUCUUCACUGUUUUCACAAGGCUCUGCCCAGCCAGGUAGCACUUCACUUGGAUUCAAUGGCAAUCCCUCUUCUUCUCUGGGAGCCACGCUUGGAGCGACACUCGGAGGUUUCGGCACAGCAGUGCCUAAUUCCAGUUCUAGCGGGUCACGUCGAGAUUCUCUGACAGGAAGUUCUGAUCUGUACAAGCGCACACCCAGUAGCCUCACCCCUAUUGGCCAUGGGGGGUUUUACAAUGGCCUUAGCUUUAGCUCUUCCCCUGGCCCUGUUGGCAUGCCACUUCCUAACCAAGGCCCCUCCCACUCUCUUACCCCGCCUCCUUCGCUCUCAACACAUGGAUCUUCAAGCAGUCUGAACCUUGGUGGUCUGACCAAUGGCAGUGGGCGUUUCAUUUCAGCAGCUCCAGGAGCAGAGGCGAAGUACCGCAAUGCCACCACAGGCUCGUCUCUCUUCAGUCCCAGCAGCCAGCUCUUCCCAUCGUCGCGGCUACGCUACGGAAUGUCCGAUGUGAUGCCAUCGGGGCGCAGCCGUCUGCUUGAGGACUUCAGAAACAACCGCUACCCCAACCUGCAGCUUCGAGAGAUUGCAGGACACGUCAUGGAGUUCUCUCAGGACCAGCAUGGCUCCAGGUUCAUCCAGCUGAAAUUAGAGAGAGCAAGUCCUGCAGAGCGUCAGUUGGUCUUUAAUGAGAUUUUACAGGCAGCCUACCAGCUCAUGGUCGAUGUGUUUGGAAAUUAUGUCAUCCAGAAGUUCUUUGAAUUUGGCAGUCUUGAUCAAAAGUUGGCGCUGGCUGAGAGGAUCCGGGGCCAUGUUUUAUCUCUGGCCUUGCAGAUGUAUGGCUGCAGAGUGAUCCAGAAAGCUUUGGAGUUCAUCCCAUCGGACCAACAAGUCAUUAAUGAGAUGGUUCGGGAGCUUGAUGGGCACGUGUUAAAGUGUGUGAAAGAUCAAAAUGGCAACCAUGUGGUGCAGAAGUGUAUUGAAUGUGUUCAGCCUCACGCUCUUCAGUUCAUUAUUGAUGCCUUCAAAGGGCAGGUGUUCGCCCUCUCCACACACCCAUAUGGUUGUCGGGUGAUCCAGCGUAUUCUGGAGCACUGCUUGCCUGAGCAGACCUUACCUAUACUGGAGGAGAUACAUCAACACACUGAGCAGCUGGUCCAGGAUCAGUAUGGGAAUUAUGUAAUUCAGCAUGUGUUGGAGCACGGCCGCGCAGAAGACAAGAGCAAGAUCGUCUCGGAAAUUCGAGGAAACGUUUUGGGGCUCAGCCAGCAUAAGUUUGCCAGUAAUGUGGUGGAAAAGUGUGUGACCCACUCGUUGCGUGCGGAGCGAGCGAUGCUGAUUGAUGAGGUGUGCAGUAUGGCGGACGGGCCCCACAGUGCCUUAUACACCAUGAUGAAGGACCAGUACGCCAACUACGUUGUGCAGAAAAUGAUUGAUGUUGCUGAGCCUACACAACGCAAGAUUGUAAUGCACAAGAUCCGGCCCCACAUCGCAACGCUGAGAAAAUACACGUAUGGAAAGCACAUUUUGGCCAAACUAGAAAAGUACUACAUGAAGAACGGCGUUGACCUCGGCCCGCUCUGCGCUCCCCCUAAUGGCAUCUUGUAAAGCUUUCCCAUGACUAGGAUGUUUCCACACCCAACAUAGGAAGGUCUGGAUGAGAUCGCCGAAACCUUCCCAUCAUCGCAAAACCAUCUGUGGGUCAUUGUGGCCCUUUUUUUUGUCUCCCCUGUUUAUCUCUCUUUUUGAAUAUCUUGUUUUACACUCUACUACCUAAAUAAUGGUCCUUUUUUGGUCCUGUAUGUAUGUAUGUAAUGAAAGAAUAUUUGAUUUCUCCCGCUUUGGAACAUAUAGGCUUGUGCAAACACACUUUAUUGCUCAGCAACACCUUUCUAACGUGCAUAUUCUUUCAUAACACACAUUAUUGCUAACACUUGAUUGCUAACACGCAGACAUUUAGCAUGGGAGACGUUUUUGGUCUUGCUUCUAUAAACUAUUUAGUGCAUACUUGGUGUAGACCUUUGCAUAUAUAUAUAAAUAUAUAUAUAAAACUUUGUAGUUUUUCUGGUUUUUGAUGUCCAAUCUGUAUCUAUAAUCUUCCCCAGUAGUGAAUACAUACUUCUGAUUGUAUAAUUGUACAUUUGUAAACCUUCGCUAAUGUAAAUGUGGACUUGCUUCUACAGCCCUUUUUUGGUAUGAGGAGAAAACCGACAAUGGAAAAAAAUCUUGUGCAUUUCAGUGUAAAUUCUCACCUCUUUGGUUGUGGUUUUGAGUUAUGAGUUGUUAUAUAUAUUGUAAAUUGUAAUAUCAAAAUUUUUGUUGUUUUUGAAGCCCUUUGGAUUAUUACUGCAUAGAUGUACAAAGAACAGAGAAAAUGCGCACUCUGCUUUUAGCCAUUCACCAGCCACCCCUUUAUCACCUCCACUCAUCCCUUACUUUUUUUAAGGUCUUUUAUAGUCCCUCUCUCGCUCCAGGGCAGGUAGCAGCAAGCGCGUUUGUGUGUAUGUGUGUGUGACGCGUUAGACUGCCCUGGGUCCGGGUCAGAGGUGUGUACAGAUUUGCCAUUCUUUUGUCUACUUGUAAGUGAUUGUAACAUACUGGCCAUUGGUUUUUGAUUUGGAACACUUCUCCGGUGUAUAUUUAAACAGCCUUGUGUAUAUUUCCUAUGAUUCUCUUUAUGCAGGCACACUUGUAACCAUAAUGUGUAUAGGUAACAGAUUCUGUGUGUGCUUUCUGCCUGGGCAACUAUUUUUUGUAACUCCAGUUGUAGAUUGUCUCUAAACAAUGUGUGAUCUUUAUUUUGAAACAACAAUGAAAAAAAAUCAAAAUUUAAAAAA
This is a messenger RNA of Paramisgurnus dabryanus, 4828 nucleotides long. RefSeq names its product pumilio RNA-binding family member 1 (gene pum1). The record is from RefSeq and is a predicted model, not a curated record. Gene Ontology annotation, molecular function: mRNA 3'-UTR binding. Gene Ontology annotation, biological process: miRNA processing; regulation of mRNA stability. Gene Ontology annotation, cellular component: cytosol; cytoplasm. Lineage: Eukaryota; Metazoa; Chordata; Actinopteri; Cypriniformes; Cobitidae.